AUGCAUCAGAAUUAUUUAUCUACUCAUCUUGUUGAUGAUUUAUGUAUUCGAUCUCUAGGAGAAUAUUUUUCUUAUUUAAAAAUGAAAUUUACUACUUCUUCUUCUUUAGCUAAGAAUCAUGAAAAAUAUGAAAUAUCAAUUGAUGAUGAAAGUGAUGAUUUGAUUACUGUUAAUGAUUUAAAUGAACGUCAUCAGAUUUCCCCGGAACUUCAAACAAAUGCACAGUGUUAUGAUGUUACUCAACAUCAUCAAGCCCAUGAACCAUUUUAUAAUAUGAAUCAAAAUUAUCCGGUGCUAGAAGAAUCUUAUGAGAUUAAUACACAUCAUCAUAUUGAUGAAUCCUAUGAAACAGCUGAUUUAUAUUCAGAAAUUAAUUCGCAGGCAGAAAGUAAUAAUCAGUAUAAUCAAACUAAUUCUAAAAAUGAUGCUGACGUAAAUUAUAAUUUGCCAAAUAAUGGUCUUCAUAUUGUUCCUGGUUCUUUAUUUCAACUAAAAACAAAACGAUCAAUAACUGCACGAAAAAGAAGAAAUAAAAAAACUAAUAUAAGACAUCGAAGAAAUCGAUACAAUUUCCACCUUAUUCGACCAGUUGAUACCACCAUCACGCACGUCAAAAGGAUUCUUCAUUCUUAUGCUGUCCCUUAUUUGAAUGUCAAUAUUGUUAGAUCAACACUUUACAUCGAAUUAAAAUCACGAAGUUUCCAGGACUAUUACGAACAGUUGUUAUUAAUGGAUUUAUUCAUUUAA
Rotaria sp. Silwood2 is the source of this 747-nucleotide messenger RNA. Lineage: Eukaryota; Metazoa; Rotifera; Eurotatoria; Philodinida; Philodinidae. The record is from the annotation of a GenBank genome assembly.